AUGCACGGAACAGUUUCGAGCGAAAGUCCUGCCAGCUUCGCGCCAGGAUCUCGCCCGAGCAGUUCAGCUUUCCAGCCGCAGUAUCAGCACCACUUCGACCCGACACAGAAUGCGUUUACGGCACAAUUCGAUAUGACACAAGCUCAGGGUACUGGCCGCGGGGCUUCACAAGGACCCUACAACAUGAGCGCAAUGGCCAAUGCGUUGCCUCAGCCUGCUUACAGACCUGGUUCAAACCAUACUGGUCAAGUACGGUACAAUGCUGAUGGCUCAUCACCUGGUGUUACUCCACAGAUGGCUCAGUAUGCUGGACAGACCAACAUGAAUCAUCUCGCAGGUCAGUCAUAUUACGUGGCACAACAUGCGCACAUGUCACCCUACUACGCUCAGUUGCCCCCUGCGCAGCAACAAGGCAACUUGGCGCAACGACACAACAUGAACUUCUAUCCAAAUCAGGUUAUGAUGAACCAUGCGCAACAAUCAGCACCGGCUGGCUAUUACUAUCCUCCCCCGAAUCAUUAUCCAAGUCACAAUUCUACUCUCGCUAGUAACAUGAUGAUCAACCAGUAUAUACCUCAUGACCCUCACAGCCAUGCGCCGGGGGGGUUCCAAGACCAAUCCGUCGCAAGUGGUUAUGAUAGUGUGCAAGGUACCAUUAGCGGUAGAUCCGGUACAAAUGUUGUGCGCGGGCCCCCUCGAAAACCCAGACAAAGUGGGCAUGCUAUAUGGAUUGGUAACCUGCCACCUCAGACAGAUUUGAUGAGUCUGGUUCACCACGUGUGCAAUGAAGCCACUGGGCUUGAAUCGUUAUUUCUCAUUUCAAAGAGCAAUUGCGCCUUUGCGAAUUUCAAGGACGAACAAAGCUGUAUCCGCGCGCAGCAAAAGCUACAUGAUUCUAAAUUUCAGUCGGUUCGGUUAGUUAGUCGGUUACGGAAGAGCACCGUUGAAGGAGUGUCCGGACAGACAGCGCCUACAGGUCCUUCAGCAACGUCCCCUGGUGUGCAGACAAUUCCACCUGAACCCUCUACUACAAUCCAGGAAACCCCGCCGACGACGACGACGACAACAACAACAAUGACGACGACAAUAUCGGUGGUAGAACCGGCGAAGAGUCAAGAACAAGAACAAGAGACACGGCCUAUAACCUCGAUCGGUGGCGACGUUCAGCAGAGAGACAAAUUCUUCGUGCUCAAGAGCCUGACAGUGGAGGAUUUGGACUUGAGCGUCAGAAAUGGUGUUUGGGCAACUCAGUCCCACAAUGAAGAAUCACUCAAUACUGCUUUCAAGGCAGCCGACAAUGUGUACCUGGUCUUUUCGGCAAACAAAUCUGGGGAAUACUUUGGGUAUGCAAGGAUGGUGUCACCUAUCAACAAUGAUCCCGCAGCAGCCAUAGAGUUUGCUCCGAAAGUACAAGCCACAAACGAUCUAGACUUGCCAAAGGCCAUCCCAACAGAGGCCACUGAUAAUUGCCCCCGAGGCAACAUUAUUGAUGACUCAGCACGUGGAACUAUAUUUUGGGAGGUUGAGCGAGACGAUGGCGAGAUCUUGCCCACCGAAACCGAUUCGGAAGAUUCGGCAAGUGCGCGUGGUGCGAUCGAUGGUGAGUCAGGCUCCAAAGCUUGGGGAAAACCUUUUAAGCUGGAAUGGCUCUCUACGACUCGGCUACCGUUCUACAGGACGAGGGGUCUUCGAAAUCCGUGGAACUCGAACAGGGAGGUCAAAAUUGCCCGCGACGGAACGGAAUUAGAGCCUUCUGUUGGAAGGAGACUUAUUGGGCUCUUCAACCGCGUGCAAAGUCCUGCACCGCCAAUGUCUAUGGGCAUGCGGCAAGGUAUGCCUGUGGUUGCUGGAUACCCACCACCUCCAAUGAGUGCCCCUUACGGCCCUCCCCAAUAG
Truncatella angustata is the source of this 1896-nucleotide messenger RNA. RefSeq names its product YT521-B-like domain-containing protein. The transcript has 4 exons. The record is from RefSeq and is a predicted model, not a curated record. NCBI's taxonomy places the organism in Eukaryota, Fungi, Ascomycota, Sordariomycetes, Amphisphaeriales, Sporocadaceae. Gene Ontology annotation, biological process: mRNA splicing, via spliceosome; regulation of alternative mRNA splicing, via spliceosome. Gene Ontology annotation, cellular component: nucleoplasm. The coding region runs from base 1 to 1896 and encodes 631 amino acids. Gene Ontology annotation, molecular function: mRNA binding; N6-methyladenosine-containing RNA reader activity.